CUCCCGAGGACGCUUGUUACGCGAUGCUCGAGUAAUCUCGCAUCCCUCGCUCUUCCAGGAUCUAUUCGCCAAUGUCUUCGACCGAUCCCGCGCCCGCACCCGCGCCAGAGCCAGCACCAGCGCCAGCCGCUGCACCUGCUGCUGCUGCUGCGCCGAAGGGAAUGCGGAAAAAUGGCAAAAAUUGGCACGAUGUGAAAACUCCCUUCCGUCCCACAAAGGGUCAAACCUCCUAUGCACGACGACUCAAGGAGCGAAAGGCCAUGGCUGCUAUAAAAGAAAAAGAGAAGGAAAUGAAGGAAGAGAAGGAAGCCGAGCGACAGCGACGUAUCCAAGCCAUCAAGGACAGACGGGCUGCGAAGGAAGAAAAGGAGAGGUACGAAAAGAUGGCAGAGAAAAUGCACCGGAAGAGAGUCGAGAGACGGAAGAGGAGGGAAAAGAGAAACAAGCUCCUGAACUCGUGAUGAUCUUCGAAGGCUCAGCGAUAUCGUUCGUCGAACUGUGUGGCGUUUGGCGUUGUGAAUGGGCCUCCUUUCCUUCCCUUCGGCAGCUUUCAGUCAAUGAUGCUAUAGGCUUCUGGAGGAUAUAAUAGCGCCCUCUAUGGUUUGUCAUAACGCUCUCUCUUCGGAUCGGAUAGCUCGGUCUUUGGUCCUCCAUGCUGCACCAACUUUCUCGGUGGCCGCUCCGAUCGAUCCCGGACAAGGGGAGCGGUCGAAUCCUUUGUCACGAUGAAAGUGGGCUGCUUUGGAUGAUCUAUAUUCGCUAAUGAUUACGCAUAUUUCCACUAAAAGCCCCCCCUGGAUUCUUCACGGAGGGAAUGGUCGCAUUGUAGCGGGAGAUGUUACACAGCAAUUAUCUAGAUAUUCGACUCCCCGAGCCACCUGCCUAUCCAUUGUGCGGCUGUACGGUUGGUUGAUUCGCAUCUCAGAAGGGACGGCUUCCCGAACCAGUUGAUCAGGGAUUCAUCCCAGGUCACAUUUCGAGUGGUUGAUUGCCUUGCCCUGCAGGUGAGCUUGAUGUAUAGAAAAUUCUCCAAACAGACAGAUAAAUUAUCGACUUGAUUUGGAGUCGCUGGCCAGCCGCAGCCA
Molecule: messenger RNA, 1085 nt
Organism: Coccidioides posadasii C735 delta SOWgp
Lineage: Eukaryota; Fungi; Ascomycota; Eurotiomycetes; Onygenales; Onygenaceae
Source: RefSeq, a predicted model, not a curated record